GGCGGGCGGGCGGGCGUGCGGUGCGGUGCGGUGCGGUGCGUGGUGGAAGGAAGGUUGAUAAGGGGAGAAGACUGAGCGCGGGGGCGGGCGGACGAGCGGACAGCAGGGACGUAGUAGAAGCGGCUGUGUUAGAGAGAGUCGAGAGUGGCUUUGGGCGGCCGUGGGCGCGACGGUGCCGAUGUGUGUGUGCUGGCGCGGCGGUGGCGGGCACGACACGCCGAGUCCUACGUGUUGAUUAGGUGGCACCCAUGGCCUUGCCGAAUUCCUCACGCGGGCUGUGCCGUGGGAGAGCAAGAGAAGGAGCCCACGCAGAUGGAAAAGAGUGGAUGCGUGGGCGGGGCGGCAGGCCUGGCACUGGCAGUGGUCGAGCUUUGGCUCCUGGCGUCUGUUCUCCUUCGUUCUCUCUUCCUUCGCGAAGCGCCUAGUCCAAGUACCUACCUCCUAGCCAGCCAGCGAGCGAGCGGAAGGAAGGAAGGAUGAUCCUCUGGCCCAAGUCAAACUCCACGGACACCUCCUCGCCCGAGCCUCUCACCCCGUCGGGGCGUGUCGGGA
Messenger RNA from Aplosporella prunicola CBS 121167, 552 nucleotides. RefSeq lists its product as uncharacterized. The record is from RefSeq and is a predicted model, not a curated record. NCBI's taxonomy places the organism in Eukaryota, Fungi, Ascomycota, Dothideomycetes, Botryosphaeriales, Aplosporellaceae. The coding region runs from base 313 to 480 and encodes 55 amino acids. The transcript has a single exon.